Molecule: messenger RNA, 1156 nt
Organism: Coregonus clupeaformis (lake whitefish)
Lineage: Eukaryota; Metazoa; Chordata; Actinopteri; Salmoniformes; Salmonidae
Product: carbonyl reductase [NADPH] 1
Exons: 4
Coding region: 182-1051 (289 amino acids)
Molecular function (GO): carbonyl reductase (NADPH) activity
Source: RefSeq, a predicted model, not a curated record
GAAACAGUACGAGCUUGUUAGCUGAAAAGGUAGGGUGAAAUCUUGUCAGAUUCUAGACCUCUUCGUUCGUUAAAGAGAAUAUGCUCUGCCAUCUCUAGGUGUAUCAAUCCAAACUGUGCUAGCUGCAAAGCCGGUGGUGUGCUCCAUACUACUUUGUAACAGUUUUACAUCUGUACUGGUGAUGUCUGGUCCACAGGUGGUUCUGGUCACUGGCUCCACGCGGGGUCUGGGGUUAGCCAUAGUGCAGGCGUUGUGCCAGGGUUUUAAAGGGGAUGUGUAUCUGAGUGCCCGGGACGUCCAGAGGGGGGCCGUGGUUGUGGAGGAUCUGCAGAGGGAGGGACUCAAGCCCAGACUCCUCCAGCUGGACAUCACAGACCCGGUCAGCAUCCAGGCGGCACGGCAGCAUUUCAUGAAGGAGUACGGGGGUCUGGAUGUGCUGAUCAACAACGCAGGCAUUGUCCCAAAACGAGGUGACCCUGCAUCCUUCGGCAGCCAAGCAGAACGCAUUCUCCAAACCAACUUCUUCGCCACAAGAGACAUGUGCAAUGAAUUUCUCCCUCUCCUGAAGAAAGAUGGGAGGAUAGUGAAUGUUGCCAGCAUCGUGGGCUAUAUCACCCUCUAUAUGUGUUCUCCGGACCUCCAGGCCAGGCUCUGCAGCGAUGACAUCACAGAGGAGGAGCUAGUGGCUCUAAUGAAGAGCUUUGUUGCCGAGGCCAAAGCUGGAGACCACAUCAACAAGGGCUGGCCAAAUUCUGUCUAUGGGGUGUCCAAAAUAGGCCUGAUGGCACUUACCCGGAUCCAGGCCCGCAGGCUAAGAAGAGAGACGCCCCAGAGAGGGAUUCUGAUAAAUUCCUGCUGCCCGGGCUGGGUGAAGUCUGACAUGACCUAUCCCAACGGGACCAAGACGCCUGCGGAGGGGGCUGACACACCUGUGUACCUGGCGCUGUUGCCUCCAGCAACACAGGAGCCCCAGGGGGAGUUUGUGGUGGAUAGACAGGUACAGGUGUGGGCGGGGUCACCAACAGGUGCAACAAUGGAUGUGGGAUCCUAACUUAGGACCGUUUCAUCUGCUGCUAUAAUAUAUACAAUAACUGCCAAAAUAAAGGAAACAGCAACAUAAAGUGUCUUAAUAGGAUGUUGGCCCACCGCGAGCCAG